Eufriesea mexicana is the source of this 2826-nucleotide messenger RNA. RefSeq lists its product as uncharacterized. Lineage: Eukaryota; Metazoa; Arthropoda; Insecta; Hymenoptera; Apidae. The transcript has a single exon. The coding region runs from base 1 to 2826 and encodes 941 amino acids. The record is from RefSeq and is a predicted model, not a curated record.
AUGAAGCUCAGGACAUUCCACGUUCUGUGCUACCUGUGCCUGUUAUACGCGUUUGUACAAUCGAAGAAGAUCGGCCGGGGAAACCAGCCCGUUCCGAACCCCUUAGCCCCACCUACCUCGCAAGAGCAUGGGGAUCUUGAGGACGCAAAUAAUCCACGGGACAAACGAGCAUUAGGUCUGAUUCUUUCAGGUUUGGCUCAGGUUUUCGGCUAUACAGUGAACCCUGUCCAAAUAGCCUCGUUGCCCAAUCCAAGCCCCGAGUCAGACGAGGCAAGAAGCAUCCAGCCGAUGAUGAACACCGGUCAAAUGAAUUCCACGAAACAAAACAGCUCGUCGACAACCAUGGCACCUGGACAGCGAGAAACCAUCAGGUUCACGGGUGUCGUGAACUUUGGCAAUGGCACGGAUGUGCUGACCCAGUUGCAACAAUACGAGAGACUCUUCCAUGGGAGCAACGAUAGCUCUUCCACGACCACUCAGCCACCACCUCCGUCAUCAACCCAGUCACCUCAGUUCGACCCGAGGACGACCUCUAACCAGCCGAUACCCCCUCUCCUAGUGAAAAUCCCGCUACCAACCGUGUCAGAGAGCCCCUUGCCAGCCAUGCCCCAACCACCCUUGCCUGAGAUCCCACCCCAAGACAUUAACCUGACUUAUCCUGAACCGUUCAUUCCAGUUCGCAUGCAGCAGCAGACGGUUUACAGGAUGAACAUGAGCACGGAGAAAGUGACAAUGGAGAACAAGCCAAUUUUCGACGGGAAGGACGUCCAUUCGCCUUCUCCACCUACCAUGUUCCUUCCUCAAACCGAGGAGCCACAUUGGAAGCAGGAACACGAGAUCAGAUUGACGGAGUUGGAACGUAAGCAGGAGGAACAGGCACAGAGACUGAGGGAACAGGAGUUUUACAGGAACCGUCAGAAGGAUAGUGAUCAUAGCGGAGAAGAUGAGAGGGAGUACAGUGGUAAGGAGAAGCAGAUAGGUCACGGAGGCCAAGGAUCAGGGUGUAGAAAGGAACACGAGGAAGAGGACCAGUCCAGGGAGAGGUACGAGAGUGGCGAGAAGAUUAGGGAAUACCCUACGACUCAGAGGACGAUGGAGCAAGAAAACAGUGGUGAGGAUGAUGGGAGGUACCAGGAUUACAAGAACGACGAUGUCUACAGGGAAGACGCGCCUCAGGUUAGCGAGAACUACACCAGCAUACAGUACAGCGAGCCUCUGCCACUGAGCGAGGAUGACGAGCAAAGAAGACCCGAGGAACUGCGCAAUAGCUAUGGAGAACUUCUGUACAAUCAGCAACUGUUCGACGACGGGUUCGCCAACUUCUUCGACAAGCUGAAGCAGCCAUUGAGCGACAUCUAUAGCUCGUCUAGGCCUCAGGUUUCUAAGGAAGAGACCUCUAAGGAGGAGGAAGACUCGCGUGAUAACCAGAAAGAUGAAGACAGAAGUGACGAGAAAAGUAGAGAAGAGGAAGACUUGCCAGCAAGAAAUAGGUACGAAGAGUACAACUUAGAGGAGGAGACUGAUACCAGGAGAAAGGAUGGAAAAGAGCCUGUUGGAGACUCCCCUGAGCCACCGAUCAAGUACUCCAAUGAGGUUCCAUCGAAUGUAGAGAAUAGGUCUGAUCUCGAGGAGCACAGGUCGUCGGAGGAACUGGAUUUCAACAAGUACAUGCCUCUGGUCGUCCCUGUUCGAUACCUGACUGCUCCUGAGGAACUGGAGAAGGCCAAGUCGAGACUUUCGAUGACCGAUAAGUCAAGGAAGGAUAAUAACGUAUUGAACGCUGAGGCAACGAGCAAGCUCACGUCUAAGGAGUCAAAGCGACCAAAGAAGGAGAACCUGAAGCCUGUGAUUGGUCUUCCGGAGAGACAGAUGCCGAAGAAGCUUCACGAGGGUGAGCAAAAGGAGCUGCAAAUAUGGCCACCGCCUUUCGAUUUCGUCCUGGAUAGUACUAUUCACGCCAACGUGGUCCCUAGUCCAGAUAACGUGAACGCCAAAGUCUCUAAUACUCGUCGAAAGUCGAAAUCUAUUGGUAAAAUAAAGGAAGGAAGACACGACAGAGGUAGAGGCCCAGUUAUAGAUUCCACGCAAAGACCUUAUAAUUACCCAGAAGGCUUCAAGAAUAAUCUGGAAUAUGGAGCUGUUCCUAGGGAGCAACUGAUGCUGAAUGAACCUCUAAAUGCUGUCAAGAAUCGGACACGUUCCGAAAAUGAGUCAGCAAGGUCUGAUCAGAAGGAUCCCAGAAAAGCAGCGAAUUUUUUGGAUCGUUACAAGUAUACUGCCAACAAUAACAAUUAUGGGAACCCGAGACAGAGUAUAGAGAUACAACACUCCUCAGAGCAACGAAUCCCAAGUACGUUGCACUCGAAGAAGUUUGAGUCCCUGAAACGUAGUAUAGAGAAGAGUGAACCUAAUACAGGGAACAAGAAGCAGGUGAAUGAUAAAACUCGCAUAACACAAGACGCUCAAGUUAUUCGUCAGAUGUCCGAGCCAACACCUUUCUCUGAUCCCAGGCAGAAUUAUAAUUUCUUUGACUUUGGUGGAAACGCUUAUGGCUACGACUAUGGCAGGGGAAACGAGAGAUUGCCAGGAAUUUUCGAAGGUGACAAAAAGAUCGGGGACGAAGGAACAAUUGGCUUUGCUAUGCCACAACAGAACGUGUAUCGCUAUGACGAAAGCUUAACGAAAUUCGCCAAUGAACCGGAAAGCAAAGGCGUGAAAGUUGGAGAUUAUGCGAAUGGUGCUGCUGCCGCUAUGAGAAUGGUGGAACAAGAACAGAUCGGUUCGAAUGGACCGAUCACUUAUGUCGAUUACACUCACAUCUUGUAG